Ambispora leptoticha is the source of this 798-nucleotide messenger RNA. NCBI's taxonomy places the organism in Eukaryota, Fungi, Glomeromycota, Glomeromycetes, Archaeosporales, Ambisporaceae. The record is from the annotation of a GenBank genome assembly.
AUGUCGGCAGAAAGUAAAACAUCAUUCAAGACAGAAUAUGCGGUUCAAAUAACAUGUAAAGACUGUGUUGAUGCAGUAAAGAACGUGUUAUCUGAAGUUCCUGGAGUUGAUCAUUUCGAUAUUAAUCUCGAGGAACAACGCGUGAUUGUAGAAGGAACUGCACCUCCUUCCAAAAUAUCAAAACUUUUAAAAAACUCUGGAAGAAAAGUCAUUGUUCGUGGGCAAGGUACUAUCAAAGGAUCACAUUCUGGAGCAGCUGUAUGCAUAUUUGAGCCUUAUACUUUUGAUAAUAGUUUAAUACAACAACCACAAAAACAAUAUGACCCUAAAGGACUCGCUCGUUUUGUACAAAUAGACGGUGAGACAUGUCUCAUCGACAUCACAAUCGAAGACUUUCCACAAGGCAAUCAUGGUAUUCACGUUCACGAACUAGGAAACAUUUCUCAAGGCGCACAAAGCACCGGCAGUCACUAUAAUCCAGACAACAAGGAGCACGGUGAUGCGACGACAGGCCACGUGGGCGAUUUGGGAAAUAUUGAAAUUGAUGAACGCGGAUACGGCGAUUUGGUUAUUGAAAGUAAUCGUCUCAAAGUCUGGGAUUUGAUUGGGCGAUCGUUGGUUAUUAGUUUAAAUGAGGACGAUUUAGGCAGAGGUGAUAAUUUUCAGAGUAAGAUCGAUGGUAAUUCGGGUCCAGGACUGAUUGCGGGGAUUAUCGCUCGUAGUGCUGGUGCUUUUGAGAAUAAGAAGAAGAUUUGUACUUGCUCAGGAGAGACUCUUUGGGAAGAAGCUAGAUUUUAG